GACAGAGUGGGGAACUGAAAAUAAUUCUGAGAGUAAAUAAACAGAGAGGGUACUGUUUCUCAGCAUGUUUCCCAUUCUGAGCUGUCCUGAGCAUUGUGUGAGUGCAGAAUAGGAAACAAUCUCCCCUCUCUAAACUGUCGUCUGGAUAAUGUUGCUUUUAAAUCCACUGAAUUUAUUUGGCAAACUUCGCUGCAAGUGUACUGUUGUAGAAAAGAUCUCCCUGGAGUGACCCUUCAAGCAAAGAAAAACGAAAAGAAAGAAGUUGAGGAGCAGAACUUGACAACUUCUAACUUCACAAAAGUUUGGACAAGUUGUAAUCCCACUGAAGCUCUCUCAUCCAAAACAACAUUUCAUCCUUGGAUUAUACCUUUCCUAUUGUCAACCUUUCGUAGGAUGGGCUGGCUGCUGUGUGUGUGGUACCUGGCAGCGGCAGAAGUCGUGGUGAUUGGUUUGCAAAGAAGGCAGCACCAGGUGCAGCAUGGCCCCUGCAGCUACACUUUUAUCCUGCCAGAGGUGAAGCAGUGUCAGCCUGAUGGCGACUUCCAGGUGACCAACUCCCUCCAGCGAGACUCGCCUUCGUCACCUGAGUCUUCCCACACUGAAUCCACCUGGCAGGAAAGAAAGUUAGAGAGUCUAGAGAGUGCCACAGAGAACAACACACAGUGGUUGCAGAAGCUGGAGAACUAUAUUCAAGAGAAUGUGCGAUCAGAGAUGGAACGGAGUGUCAUUCACACCCAGACUGCCACUAUGCUGGAGAUAGGAACCAAUCUUCUAAGCCAGUCAGCAGAGACCACACGCAAACUGACAGAUGUGGAGACACAGGUGCUGAACCAAACCAGUCGCCUGGAGAUCCAGCUGCUGGAACACUCUCUCACCGCUAACCGGCUGGAGAAGCAGCUCUUAGAACAGACCCAGGAGGUCUCCCGCCUCAAUGACAAAAACAGCUACUUGGAACAGCGCUUUGCUGCCAUGGAGGCCAGACACAGCAGAGAGCUGCAGGCCAUCCAACAGGAGAAACAGCAGCUGCUGGAACUACUGGAAAGACAGAGUCACCUGGUCAAUGUGCUGGAGGGAGAUCUGGCUAGCUCCACACGUAACAGCACCCUGCUCCAACGCCAGCAGGCCACACUCACAGAUACAGUGCAGCAGCUACUGGCUGUGGUCAGUCACUGUAAUGAUAUUUCUGCUCCUCUUGAGAAGGAGAUGGUGAAGUUCAGGGACUGUGCUGAGAUAUUCAAAUCUGGAGUUACAGAAAGUGGCAUAUAUUACAUUCAUCUUCCUAACUCUACACAAAAAACUAAGGUAUUCUGUGAUAUGAAAACAAGAGGAGGAGGCUGGACGGUUUUUCAGCACCGCAAUGACGGAUCAGUAGAUUUCCAUCGUGGCUGGAGGGAUUACAAACUGGGAUUUGGAGAUCCAUCAGUAGAGCACUGGUUAGGAAAUGAUGUUAUCCACCUGCUUACUACAUCUAAAGACUACACUCUCCAGAUCCAUCUCAAAGAUGCAGAGGGACACCAGGCUUAUUCUCAAUAUGACCACUUCUUCAUUGAUGGAGAGGAUAAGAAGUACAGUAUCCAUGCAAGAGGAUUUAGAGGUACAGCAGGACGCACCAGUAGUCUCACCCACUCAGGCACCAUGUUUAGCACUAAGGAUCAAGACAACGACCAGUGCAGCUGCAAGUGUGCUCAGAUGGCCACUGGAGGGUGGUGGUUUGAAGCUUGUGGACCAUCAAAUCUCAAUGGGAUAUACUAUUCUGGAAACUCCAAUGUGGUACGCUAUAAUAGUAUAAAGUGGUACUACUGGAAAGGACAAAGCUGGAUGGCGUCCAUGACAACUAUGAUGGUACGACCUUUGGACUUCUAAAAGAAGAAAGAGACCAUCACAAAUGGGUCAUUUCACUUCACUGAAAGCCAAAUCAUACAAACAUGCUGGUGACAUCAAUGAAAAUCAUGGACAAAUUGAGCAUUGGACAGCUUGUGCCCAUGCUAUUGUAGCCAUUCAAUCUGUCUCCAUUUUGUUUGUGUAGUCUGGCGAAAUUGCACCAGAAAUGUUUUAUCUCCCUGUAUAGUAAAAGUCAAUUUUGCAAAAGUCUUGCAAUGUAAAAUGCAAUGAACUGGAAUGGUUGAUCAGUGCUCACAUUCAUACUUGAUGGUGAGUUGUGCUUUGAGCCUGAUGUCUGUGUGAUAAAACAGUAACCUAUCAUCCUUCCCCAUCCAGUCCAAGCUUCAGUCCUCUCAAGAUUACU
Messenger RNA from Myxocyprinus asiaticus (Chinese sucker), 2245 nucleotides. RefSeq names its product angiopoietin-2-like. NCBI's taxonomy places the organism in Eukaryota, Metazoa, Chordata, Actinopteri, Cypriniformes, Catostomidae. Gene Ontology annotation, molecular function: receptor tyrosine kinase binding. The record is from RefSeq and is a predicted model, not a curated record. The transcript is spliced from 9 exons. The coding region runs from base 394 to 1863 and encodes 489 amino acids. Gene Ontology annotation, biological process: Tie signaling pathway.